CCUGAGUCACUCUCCUCCCUGGCUACGCAUUCCCAUUGAUAUAUCUCGCGCCUCUGACUCACAGGUAGGUAGGUUCUUCCCACCCUCCAGGCUUCACGUCUCUACAAAAUUGCUCUCGUGGCGGCAACUAGUGCCAAAUAGUUCUAUAUGCCAUGGCCAUGUCCAUCUACAACGUGUGCGCCCUCGUCGGGGCCUCGACCAUCGGCUACCUUGGCCUGCAGCUGGGUUCCGCCCUGCGCUUCCACCUGCACGGCUCCAAGCUGCAGCGCUACCACCACGGCACGGACCCGUGGGUGCUCGUGACGGGGGCGAGCGACGGGAUCGGGCUGGCGUUCGUGCGCGCGUUCGCGCAGCGCGGGUUCAACGUGAUCCUGCACGGGCGCAACGCUACGAAGCUGGACAAGGUCGUCGGCGAGCUGGAGGCGCAGUUCCCGGCCGCGGGGUUCAAGACGCUGGUGCUCGACGCGGGGACGCCGGCGAGCGAGAGCUUCGACGCGACGGUGCUCUCGGCGGUGCAGGGCCUCAACCUGACGGUGGUGGUGCACAACGUGGCCGGGUCGGGCGAGCCGCAGUUCGACAUGACGCUGUUCACGGGCAACUCGGCGCGGCAGUGCGACGGCUGGAUCAACGUCAACGCGCGCUUCACGACGCAGCUGACGCGCCUGCUGCUGCCCGUGCUGCAGCAGCGCCAGCCGGGCCUGAUGCUGUUCGUGUCCAGCGCCGUCACCGACAUCACGGCCCCGUACGUGUCGCUGUACACGGCGGCCAAGUGCUUCAUCGAGGGCCUGGCCAAGUGCCUGAAGAUGGAGAUGAGGCUGACCGGCCACGACGUCGAGGUCAUGUCCUUCACCACGGGCACCGUCGCCACCGCCUCCUCGGGCAGGUCCGAGGCCGACAUCUCCUUCACCGUGCCCAGCACCACCACCUUCGUCAAGGCCGCCCUCGACAAGGUCGGCGUCGGCAGCCCCAAGGUCACCCCGUACAUCGGCCACUGGCUCCAGUUUGGCUUCAUGAUGAUGCUCCCCGCCUGGGCCCGCGAUCAGAUGCUGCUUCGCCUCGUGAAAAAGGUGCAGGACGGGAUUGCGAAAAGGGAGUGAAACCACUUGAGUGGAUGGACGGAUGGACCAAGGUUACUGAAGAGGGAUGGAGUGGGACGGGGAAUAAAGAGGGCCUGGCUGCGGCGUGUUGCUUCAUUAUGGGUGCUUUGUAUCUCGAAUAUUCCCUGGGCUUGCUGCAUGGAUCGAAACCAAAUCCAACCCGAAGACAACUGGGAAUUGCUUCAUUCCUUUCCCCUUCCUUCCCUCUACUUUCGAGGGUCACGUGUCGGUGCCAUGGCUGCCGUGAAAGACCAGAAACGAAGGGCUCUGAAGGACAUUGAAGGUCAAGAGAAUUGUAUUGUGAAAUGGGUUAUUAACCAUAGCACAUAUCUGAAGGCGAUCCUGCGCAUCUGCUCUCGAUAUCGUAAAGUGGAUAUCGUACAGUGCUUUUGUCAAG
Molecule: messenger RNA, 1494 nt
Organism: Cladophialophora immunda
Lineage: Eukaryota; Fungi; Ascomycota; Eurotiomycetes; Chaetothyriales; Herpotrichiellaceae
Exons: 1
Coding region: 153-1097 (314 amino acids)
Cellular component (GO): endoplasmic reticulum
Molecular function (GO): oxidoreductase activity
Source: RefSeq, a predicted model, not a curated record